Molecule: messenger RNA, 937 nt
Organism: Pseudocercospora fijiensis CIRAD86
Lineage: Eukaryota; Fungi; Ascomycota; Dothideomycetes; Mycosphaerellales; Mycosphaerellaceae
Exons: 1
Coding region: 91-711 (206 amino acids)
Biological process (GO): negative regulation of protein kinase activity
Cellular component (GO): nucleolus
Molecular function (GO): protein kinase inhibitor activity; double-stranded RNA binding; protein kinase binding
Source: RefSeq, a predicted model, not a curated record
GGAUUGCCAGGCCGGUGUGGCCUACGACUACCGAGAGGUGUUCCUCACAGCACUUGCUGUUCAAGCUUCAACCUCAUUAUCACCGCCACCAUGUCAGAGAACAUCCCAGAGUCUGUUCCGACGAGCGUGUCGCAUCGCUCAAAUCGCCCUCUGAAGCGUCGCGCAGUGUCCCCAACGAGCAAGCAACAUGCAGAAGUUGAAGCACUCUUCGCCAAUCCAGAUCGCGCAGAUACUGCAGUUCCUGUGGGUCCUAAGACAAGGACCGCAUUACCCCCUCCAGAAAUUGUCGCAAAUGUGCAAGGUUCAUCGGCAGGCGCUGGUUCUGGCGAGUUCCACGUGUACAAAGCCAGUAGACGGAGGGAGUACGAGCGUUUGCGUCUCAUGGAUGAAGAGACGAAACAGGAGGCAGCAGAGAAGGCGUUCCAGGAAAAGAAGGAGCAGAUGCAGAAAGCUGACGAGGAGAAACUGAGCAAGAAUCGCGCGAAGAGAGAGAAGGCAAAGAUGAGAGCUGCGAAGAAGAAAGCGGGCGGAAAAGAUAGUAUGGACGUUGACGAGGGCGCAAAGCAGCCAGAGAAAAAUGGUGUCAAGAAGAAAUUGGGUCCUGCCAAGGUCGCUCUGCCGAGCAAUGGCGAUGGGGAGGACGUCAAAAUGAACGGAGAGGCAGAGGCUGCGGCCGAGGAGGUCGGCAUUACGAUUCAUGAUGACGAUUGAACAAAUCAGACUGGACCUUGUAACAUGUAAAGCGUCGGGUACUGAGAGCAGAAUGGAUUCUGGCGAGAGCGGUACGGUCGCCAACAGGGACCUGGAUUUCUGGACAAUGGAGACCGGCCUGAAAGUGACUUUGAAGAACUGAAGUCAAAAGUACUGAAGUGAAGACCGCAAAGUGAACCUUUAGUGAAGUGCAGUUCUUAGAGCUUUAACCAUCGUCAGUUUCAAG